CCUCCCAUCAAAUAUUUCUACGUCCACAAGCUGGCUUUAUUCUUGUCCUUAAUAUGGCAGAGAGGUUCGAUGAUAUUCCAUCCAAGACAGUAGGAAACAGUAUGAUGUUCAAUGGAUGGACAAACAAAGAUUUUUUAAAAUACUGGAUGAGUUCAAUUCACAAAAAUUCACCAACAGCCCCUGUAGUAUUGGUUGCAACCCAUGCAGAAGGCAAGACAAAGCAGGAUAUUGAAGAAUAUUUUGUUGAAGUUUGGAAUAUAUUUGACAAUGAGAAACUCAAGGGACAUCUAAACGAAGACAGAAAAUUUACUGUCACUCUAAACGAUGAUAGAAAUAUUGCUGAGCUUAAAAAUUGCUUGGCAAAACAAUCAGUAUUACUUGCCACAUGGGGGCAAAAAAUACCUCAAAAAUGGUCUCUAUGUGAGAAAUUCUUGCAAGAUUUAAAAGAAUCAUUGAAAAUUAUCUCUCUGCGUGAUAUAUCAUCUUUACUAGACACAAAAUUAGACAAGCUACAAAUUGAUAGGAAACAAUUGAUAUGGAUGUUGAAAUUUUAGCAUGAUAUCGGAGAAAUCAUCCACUUUUCAGAUAAAGGUUUGGGAAAUUUUGUUAUACUAGAUAUUGACUUUUUCCUUGAGCUAUUCAAAUGUAUUAUAAAAACAGAUGUGCAGUUUCGUGGAAAGAUAGCUAGACGUUUUGGAAACAAAUGGAAAAGAUUUGCAGUUAAUGGAUUGUUGGAUGAGGAGAUGUGCGUAGAAAUUUUAAAAGAAGUAAACGAUUUGAAAGAAAAGGAUAAAGAAAUGUUUUUUCAAUACAUGUCUCAUAUUGGACUAAUGGUAAAUAUCACUGAUGCUGCCUUGGUGAGGAAAACAUGGUAUGUACCGUAUAUGAAUAAAUCUCGAUUCCCUUCCAAGUACUUCGCGGACUAUAAAAAGUCCUCUAUUUACUGCUUUAUCGCGGAUUUUCUCCCCGAUAUCUUGUACCAUAGACUGGUGUCAAAAGUGUUAGCAGAUCAUUCUCUUGGAGAAAUCGUUUCAAAUGGGGACCAGAAAUGCAUUUACCAAACUGUAUGUGCUCUUUAUCAUCAUGAGGAUACCCAUAUAGUCCUCGUUGGGAGGUGCGAAACCUCUAUCCAGGUCCAGGUUUUGUCAAAGACCGAUUUGGACAAAAAUAUUUCAAGAGAAAUACUGAAGAAAGUUUCAGAAGAGGUCGAAGAGUUGAAAACUAUCUUUGGUUUAAAUAUUGAAUUCAAAGAGGGCCUCCUGUGCGACCGAUCCUCGAUUACCGAUCAAUUCCUUUUGAAGGGCAUAUCUAAGGAACAGUUACUGAAAGCCUGUGAGAAGAAUGACAUAUUUCUGUGCAAAAAUUGUGCUGUUGGUCAACCUCAUAUGAUAAAUUCAAGGGCAUUGUUAUCAUAUUGGAUUGAUGUCAAUGAAAUAAUGGAAGAUAGUGAUAUGAAAAGAAAAAGAGAGCUCUAUCUUAAAUUCUACUUGAUUGCAAUGAAGAUCAAAACACAGUUCCAGGCCAUAGAGCUCAGCAUCAAACUUCUUGAAGAUGACAACAUAAUGGAAUCUUGUGGUAUUCGAGAUUUGGAGAGGGAUGUUUUCGAAAUAUUAGUAAAAUGGGUGGAAUUGAAUCCUGAUAUUAUGUACAUGGAAAAGCUCACUGAAGUACUCCAACAGAUAGGAAGAUGUGAUAUUGCGGAGAAUAUUAAUCAUAUCGAACUUACAGACUUCGUGAACUAUCCUGUUACUUCUCCUCAGCGGGGAAUUAGAAGGGAAGAUAUCAACAAAAUUGUAGAAGAUGCAGCAGUCGCUUACCAUAAAAUUGGAAUAUUCUUGGGUUUGUCACCUCAGCAACUGAGAAAUAUCGAUAUAAACCAUCCAAAGUCUGUUCAAACAAAAAUGUAGAAAGCUCUAGAAUUUCGGACAGUGAGUCGUCAAGAGCUAGUCAAUAGCUUGUAUUUCGUGGGAAGAGUGGAUGUUGUUAAAAGACUUACCACUCUGUGGAAUAAAUCCUAGACAGUUAAUGCAAUUACACUGAAUGGUUACAAUUUUUACAAUCAUCCAUAUUAAAAGAUAGCUUUAUCCCAAAAAUUGUUUGUUGGUGUAAACAUAUGUAGGUUACAACAAGCAUAUACAAUUCACUAUACUUUGAAAAUUAUAGUGGUUCCUUGUGCAAACAAGCAAGUUAAGAGGGGAGGCACAACUUUUAGUUUUUGGUAUACAUCCAAAUAAAGCCUAUCAGGGAUACUUACAUCGACUAGGUGUACUAUUUCCAACAAAAUGACAAGUCAUUUCCAAAAAUCAUCACUACAAGACUCACUGGUCAAACCUGCUGAUUUUAUUUUAGUUUAUACAUGCAAA
Molecule: messenger RNA, 2363 nt
Organism: Saccostrea cuccullata (small rock oyster)
Lineage: Eukaryota; Metazoa; Mollusca; Bivalvia; Ostreida; Ostreidae
Exons: 5
Coding region: 744-1907 (387 amino acids)
Biological process (GO): signal transduction
Molecular function (GO): protein binding
Source: RefSeq, a predicted model, not a curated record